GUUCUCCAGGAGGCCACGUGGGGGUGGCCCCCCACCCUGCCUAUCACUCCCCCCUGCUGCGCUGUCACUUCAAUGCUGGCUGCUGUUGUGUGGAAGGCGGCAGAGAAUCAGGGGCACCCCGCGCCACCGCUGACUGGGACCCGCACCACCUGACCCGUGUGCCCUUGGGCACGGUCACCGCUGCGCCCGCGCGCGUCCCAGUGCGCGCCAGCCCCAAGUGGGAACUCGGGGGGCAGCGCUGCCCAGGAUGGCUCCCGGCCAGGCAGUAGCUGGGCUCUUGCUGCUGGCGGCCACUGGCCUCGGAGGGGUGGCGGAGGGGCCCGGGCUGGCCUUCAGCGAGGAUGUGCUGAGCUUGUUCGGCACCAAUCGGAGCCUGUCAGCGGCGCAGCUCCGGCGCCUGCUGGAGCAGCUAGGAGCCGCCCCCGGCGAGGGAGCCCCGGAGUCCAGCCAGCUGCACUUCAACCAGUGUUUAUCUGCUGAGGAGAUCUUCUCUCUUCAUGGUUUUUCAAAUGCUACCCAGCUAACCAGCUCCCACUUCUCUGUCAUCUGUCCAGCAGUCUUACAGCAACUGAACUUUCACCCUUGUGAGGAUGAACCCAAGCACAAAACAAAACCAAGUCUUUCAGAAGUUUGGGGAUAUGGACUGCUGUCGGUGACAAUUAUUAAUCUGGCAUCUCUUCUCGGAUUGGUUUUGACUCCAUUGAUAAAGAAAUCUUAUUUUCCAAAGAUUUUGACAUUUUUUGUGGGUCUGGCUAUAGGGACCCUUUUUUCAAAUGCAAUUUUCCAACUUAUUCCAGAGGCAUUUGGAUUUAAUCCCCAAACUGACAACUAUGUUGAGAAGGCUGCUGCUGUGUUCGGUGGAUUUUACAUACUUUUUUUUGUGGAGAGAGUGCUUAAGAUGAUAUUGAAAACAUACGGCCAGAAUGAUCAUACCCACUUUUCCAACAACGACUUUGGACCUCAGGAAAAAACUCAUCAACCUAAAGCAUUGCCCACUACCAUCAAUGGUGUGACAUGCUAUGCAAAUCCUGCAGUCACAGAGCCUAAUGGACACAUCCACUUUGACACCGUCAGUGUAGUGUCUCUACAGGAUGGGAAAAGGGAGUCAAGCUCAUGCACUUGUUUGAAGGGGCCCAAACUGUCAGAAAUAGGAACAAUUGCCUGGAUGAUCACACUCAGUGAUGCCCUGCACAAUUUCAUCGAUGGCCUGGCCAUUGGGGCUUCCUGCACUCUGUCCCUUCUUCAGGGACUCAGCACUUCCAUAGCCAUCCUGUGCGAAGAGUUUCCCCAUGAGUUAGGGGACUUUGUGAUCUUACUCAAUGCAGGGAUGAGCACUCGACAAGCCUUGUUAUUCAAUUUCCUCUCUGCGUGUUCCUGCUAUGUUGGGCUAGCUUUUGGCAUUUUGGUGGGCAACAAUUUUGCUCCAAAUAUCAUAUUUGCACUUGCUGGGGGCAUGUUCCUCUAUAUUUCUCUGGCAGAUAUGUUCCCAGAGAUGAACGACAUGCUGAGAGAAAAGGUGACUGGAAGAAAAACUGAUUUCACCUUCUUCAUGAUUCAGAAUGCCGGGAUGCUGACGGGAUUCACAACCAUUCUGCUCAUUACUCUGUAUGCAGGAGAAAUCGAGUUAGAGUAACAGGAAGUCGAAGAUGGUGUUGUCAUUAGAGGCAUUUAAUAAAUAAAAACAUCUCCAGAGGAAUUUUUAAACUGAUUCUGCUUAGUGGAAAAACAAUUUUUUCUUCAACUUUAGGUCAAGUAAAUUAAUUGUUUAGUUUCAGAUCUGCGAAAUGGGCUAUUAUUUGUUGUUAAAAAUAGUGCAAAAAGAUUUUCAUUUCAGUAUAAAAUGCCUGGUUUAUGGAGUUUGAGCACAUCCCAUAUUCUGUGUUUCAUGCAUAUUAGAUAAUGAUUAUGAAACAACACACAUUUGUCCUGUAAUCAAGUGAAAACCUAGACAGAAGAAAAAUAUAAGCUAUGUUUUAUAAGCCUUUAAAACUCAUUUGUAGGAUUCGAGGUUGAAAUAGUCUCAGAGUAGUUUUCUUUGAUUUGAUUUAUUCUAGUACUUUUAAGAGCAAGUCAUUCAAAUUGUGAGAGAGGGUGUCUAACAAGCUGUUAAUGAAUUAUUCAUAGUCUUUGUUCUGUUCUUUAUUUACUUAGAAACUUGUAGUUUUGUCUUAAAAGCUAUUCUAGCAUAUUAUGAAUUAAGACAUUAAUUGAGUUAUUUGAGCCCUACUAAAUUCAGGCCUAGAGUUUGUGGCCAAGUGUCUCCCAAACUCCAUGAAAAACCAGCAUUGCUUUUGGUGGCUUAGGCAUGAUCACAUGGCUUAGAAAUGGUGGGCCAGCAAGUAGAGCUGGUGACGGCUAUGUCUCAGUAUACCACGACUAUGUUGUGUUGUGGAGGUGGAGAAUAUGUUGUCGUAGAGAAAGAGACUUAAUGAAAUCUUGCCAAAUUUACUUUUAGAGAUGAGCAUGAUUAUUUAGCAAAAGAUAUUUUAAUAAAUGCAAGGCAACAGCUGGGCUGCCAUAUUUCAAGGACUGUUAACUAGAAGGUAUACGUUUCUUACAGGGGAUUGAAAAUCAUUUGAAGACUUUUUUUGUGUUCAGUCCCUAUUUUGUUCAUAUGGUAUCAUUGCAGGAAAAAACUCAACACACUAUGGUUAUUUUUCUACCUUUUUAUAUAGAUAGAGCUUAUUUCCUCAAUUACCAGGUAAUAGAAAACUAGUCUAAGACUGUAUAUCCCAGUCCCAGUUCACACUCCCAAAUCACAUAAAGAAAAUUCAUCAGUAAGGAAAAUGAAGCAAUAAAAGUCACCAGCAGCGAUCUCAGUAAUUCCAUUUUCCCACAGACCAUAAAAUGUUUUCACGUAAUAGUGAUGUAGAUUUGAUGAAUGUUUAACAUGUAUGUUAAUGCAUAAUUCACUGACAAAUAGUAAACACAUUUUAAACCA
Ochotona curzoniae (black-lipped pika) is the source of this 2941-nucleotide messenger RNA. RefSeq names its product solute carrier family 39 member 8 (gene SLC39A8). The transcript has 8 exons. Gene Ontology annotation, biological process: intracellular zinc ion homeostasis; zinc ion import across plasma membrane. Gene Ontology annotation, cellular component: membrane. The record is from RefSeq and is a predicted model, not a curated record. Lineage: Eukaryota; Metazoa; Chordata; Mammalia; Lagomorpha; Ochotonidae. Gene Ontology annotation, molecular function: zinc ion transmembrane transporter activity. Bases 248 to 1633 code for a protein of 461 amino acids.